This is a messenger RNA of Penicillium pulvis, 297 nucleotides long. RefSeq lists its product as uncharacterized. NCBI's taxonomy places the organism in Eukaryota, Fungi, Ascomycota, Eurotiomycetes, Eurotiales, Aspergillaceae. The transcript has a single exon. Bases 1 to 297 code for a protein of 98 amino acids. The record is from RefSeq and is a predicted model, not a curated record.
AUGACGCAUAGGCCCGACGCAACAGUUGGAGUCGACUUUGCCGGCGAGGUCGUUGCCCUGGGCCAGGCAAUUGACUCGUUUUCCUCCCCACCUGCCUUGGAAAACCGCGUGUGCGAUUGUGUGUUCGGUAUCAACCCGGAUCAGCGCGAUAAUGGCGCCUUUGCUGAAUACGUCGCUGUGCCCGUGUCGCUGGUUCUCUGUAUUCCGGAGUCCAUAAAUUUUGCCUGGAAGCAGUCGUGGGCCAUCAUUGGGAUGCCUGUGUCCACAGCGGCAACGCGAUCGAGAACGGCCUUGUAG